Somion occarium is the source of this 1555-nucleotide messenger RNA. Lineage: Eukaryota; Fungi; Basidiomycota; Agaricomycetes; Polyporales; Cerrenaceae. The record is from the annotation of a GenBank genome assembly.
GUCUCUUUUCCCCUUCGCAGGUUGCAGUAAUUUUACCUACUCAUCCAUCGAACGGGAUCAGUCUCUUUUACAUGAUAGCAAGCAGAAAUAUAUAGAUAACUACCACAAAGAUCGACAUAUCCAACCAUCAGCCUCACUGAAAUGGAGAGCUUGUUAUCGGAUCCCAAGCUAGGGCCGGAAAUGUUUAAACUCCUUGAGACAAAGCUCAAGCAGACUUCGGCCCAAUUAGAAGAGACCAUUCAGAAAAAUGAAACUUUACAAAGGGAAAUGGAUAAUCUACGUACUAACAAGGUCACUCAAGGUGGUUCCGACGACACCCAUUGCUGCAACAGCAAAAAGGAGCUGACGCAUCUGCGUUCCGAGAAGCAGAGGCUGAACUCCAGGAUCGUAGUGGCCGAAAGCUCGCAUGACGAUCAGACUUCUCAAAUCUCUGAGCUGAAGCAGGCGCUGUCUGCUAAAGUCGCAGAGAUCAAUCACCAGAAGGCCCAGUUGAAGGAUUACCGCCAGGCCUUAGCCUCUUCUCGGCGAGAUGCGAGUCUUGACUGCUCCGGGAGGUUGGCGAGUCUUCCUCAGCCAGAAUCCAUUGUGCCAAGCAGACAUUCUCUCGUUCCCUGUUUACCCAAGCGUUGCAGGGACCCUAGUGCAGCGCUGACAAGCGAGGCCAAAGCUCUCUGCUCUUCCGACGGCAUUCUGUACUUCUGCGAUAGGAUAGCUUGGUACUCUGAUGCCGACCUCCACGGUUUUGCGUUGUCUCCAGCUUCCAUCUACCACGUAGCAAGCAAUGGUGGGCCGGAGAGCUGGACCUCUAACAACGAGAUUACGGACUUAAUUGGGCAAGUAAAGGAGGUCUUCUACCAUGGCGCCGGCCACAAGGUCCACUAUGUGGGUACCUUUAAGUGCGCCAUGAUGGGUGACUUUCCUACUCUUGAUUUUCGCCACCUCCCAAACCUCAUACGGGAGGAGCUCAUCCGAAUGACAUUGGCUACUCCAGAAUCAGCCAACAUCCCUGGCGAAAGACGGAAAAUGCGCAAGCUAUACAACAAUGGGGACACAAAGUGGACUUUUAUGGCGUUGCAAUGCGUCGGCUUUAAUCAGAAGCUGUAUGACGCUUUGCUUGCUGCUCGACCCAAACACCUAAUCGAGGCUGAGACGCAAUUGCCUCUCAAGCGUGCUAGACAGGAAGCUGAUAACGGGCAGACACAUGGAGUGGGAAAAAAGGCGAAGAAGACACCGAAUGUCGUCGACUUCGACGCCAACGUUUCCGAAACGGAGGGAUCUGAGAGCGAGAUCUGAGGUUGCUUUGACUCUCGUUUGCCUUGCAGGCUUUGCUUUGCUAUGUUCGAUUUCUUGCCGUGCUUCUGCUCUGCGUUCCGGUGUAUUGGUACUUUCUUUUUUCCCCCUGCCGUAAUUAUCUCAUCCAUAGUUUUCUAACCUCGAAGCCACUCAUUUACUGGUGCUGUAUGAUGUUCCCUGGCUCCAGAUAAAAGCUAGAUACACGCCUGUAUUAGUUUUGGACUGUGAAAUAGACUGGGAGCGGUGAAUUGCUUCGAUUAGU